GCCAUCUUUGUAACUCACACUGUACAUGUCACGUCAUUCUUUAGACAGGUGGGGUCACCAUGGCGCGGUGCCCUAAAUUAGGCUCAGUUGGAUUUUGAACCAUGAAUUUGCUGUUUAUUAAGCAACCCGGAAUCAUCAAAAUGGAUAGAAAAGGAACAGCACUAAUAAUAAUGAUACUCGGGCUUUUGACAGUGUCCAUGACCGAAAGAUGUGACCCGUGUCCACCAGGAAAGUACAUGGAGACUGCCUGCUUGGAAGGGUUUCCCAAUGGUACAAUAUGUGUUUCGUGUGCACCUGGAACCUUUCUCUCUCGUCCAAAUCUGGCAGAGGGAUGUUUUGUCCAUAAAGUCUGUGCCAAACAACACAUGGUCACAACGUUUCGUGGCAACACCACACACGACGCGGUGUGUGGUUGUGAAGUGAGCUAUCAUCUGGAGCGUGGGUCUUGCGAGCGAAAUGUAUACUGUGAGAGGGGUGAAGGCAUUGUAGAAAACGGUAUGAGAUGUGAACCCUGCACCAACGGGACAUACUCCGACAAACUGUCAGAUGUGGAACCAUGUUUACCCUGGACCAACUGCAGUAAAUAUGGAAUGGAUAUCGCCGAAGAAGGGACAGCGUCGUCGGAUAGAGCGUGCUACGGACAAAGCACAGAAGAACCAACAAGUGCAACACCAUUUGUAACUGUAACUAUCAUGACAGGAACAACAGCGGCCAUGCCUGAAAUAAAGGUCAUCAUCCAACCAACCACAAAUACGCUUAUUGUGGUGGUGCUGCCUGUAGUCUCUACAGUGUUAGGUUUUCUAGCUUGCGUGGGGAUUUACUUCCUCGUGACCCUGAAAGGGUGCAAAAUUUUCUGGAAGAAAAGGCUGCAACACUAUCAUAUGGAGAGCCCUGACAACAACGCUGAAGAAGCCAUCCUUGUGCAGGGAGGAUCAAAUCCAGUUACUGUGGAAGAUCUAGACAUGCGCAGUUCCGUGGAAUGUGAAGAAGACAGCAUCAGUACAAAUCCCAAAGAGAAAGAGGCAUCCCUCUCCUCUUAUAACCAAGAAGACAGUCAACGGCUGCUGCACUUUGUAGACAGCCAAAUCACGCUGCCUACCCCACUACCUGCACAGCUCACACACUUCGCAGUCAUGAACAACCCUGCUUAUGUGAGCUACGCAGAUGAACAAGAUGGCCAUGAAAAUGAGGAGCCGGUAGCUGAGGAGAGCAGUCACCGGGAACAGUCCAGUCCCAGGGAAAUUCCACCGGCAUCUCCUGAGGAGCCCCUAGUUUCUCCUUCUACCUUAGCUUCAUCCAGGGAAACGUCUGCAUCUAGUCUGGCUUACAGAGAGGAAGGGGUGGACUUGGUCCUGGACGUCUACUCCAAAGAGCUAGUCAACCGCCAAAUGGAGCUGUUGGCGGCCGAAAUAGGACAAGACUGGCCCUACCUUGCCGAACGGCUCGGUUUGGACCAUUCCCAAGUCGACCACACCCUUAACGACUACAAGGGGGAUAUGCAGGAGCAGGUUUACGCCAUGCUUCAAAACUGGCGACAGGGAAAAACUGGAAAUGCUACUAUUUCUGACCUUCAUGAUGCGUUGAUUGAAUGUAAUAGGGGUGAAUUGUGCCGCCGUUUGCUCAGCUUGAGUGAAGCUCACUCGCUCACUAGCCCAGGUCCGCAUGCUCCUCCAGGAGCGGACGCAGUAACCUAGCUAUAGGUUGACUGCGUCCGCGUGAGGUCGUGUGGCGUAGCGGACUCGGAACCUAGAGGUCCCGGGUUCGAGUC
Molecule: messenger RNA, 1768 nt
Organism: Branchiostoma belcheri (Belcher's lancelet)
Lineage: Eukaryota; Metazoa; Chordata; Leptocardii; Amphioxiformes; Branchiostomatidae
Exons: 10
Coding region: 102-1694 (530 amino acids)
Biological process (GO): signal transduction
Molecular function (GO): protein binding
Source: RefSeq, a predicted model, not a curated record